UUUCAAAACUAACACAACAGCCUUGUAGAGUCAUGCAUCUACCGACAGCAGUACUUGUCCUCUGUGCUCUUUCUCUUUUGAUCUUCACCAGUGCUAGAGGAGCACAAGUAAAGCCACUGGCACCAAGAAGACCUAAUGUCUCUGAGAGUUUUCUGACAUGGAUGAUUGUUGAAAUUGAUUAUUUCAUGCAAGGAGGAAAAACUUCUGGAACAGGUUUUUGGGCUAAGAUUCUACAAGGAAAGCAGAUAGUCAAUGUGACUGUCAAAAAUGUUGAACAAAAAGAAAAAGGAGAAAUAUUACAAGCAGGGCCUCUUUUUCCAGGACAAAUAUUAUACCAGCUUCAGAGAUGUGAUGAUAACUCUACGUAUUUCAAUACCGAAAUGAAAAACGAAAAGGAUCAUGAAAGAUGCCUUGUUGUCAAACAGUGCAGCAUAGCUGACUUGUGGCAGUGGCUAGAUAAAGCAGUCUAUCAAGGGAGAAAGGAAUUAGUCAACCGAGAAGUGGACGUCUGGGAAGCUGAGAUUGCACCUUUCAAGACAGCCACAUUGGCGGUUCCCCCCUCUUAUCCAUCAAGACCAGUGCUCUAUCAGGAAAUGGAUGUCAAGUUUGGCGUAGCACUUGGAAUUCAGUUUGUUGAUUUUCUGGCGAUCGACCCACCCCAUGAAAUAUUUAACAUUCCAAGUAUCUGCUCCAAAGCAAGGGAAAAUAAGGAAAACAAAGGCAAGACUGGUGAUUCUGUUUUUCAGUUUCUUUAUCAAUAAAGAAUUAGUUACGGUGUACUGCUGAACUUUUUUUUAUUUGCUAAAAACAUUAUUUUUAUAAACAAGUAGAAUGCAUACAAUUUUAACAGUUAUGUUUAGUCUGAAGGUUUAA
This is a messenger RNA of Amphimedon queenslandica, 873 nucleotides long. RefSeq lists its product as uncharacterized. The record is from RefSeq and is a predicted model, not a curated record. The transcript has 5 exons. Bases 33 to 761 code for a protein of 242 amino acids. NCBI's taxonomy places the organism in Eukaryota, Metazoa, Porifera, Demospongiae, Haplosclerida, Niphatidae.